Vicia villosa (hairy vetch) is the source of this 1720-nucleotide messenger RNA. RefSeq names its product F-box/FBD/LRR-repeat protein At4g26340-like. Gene Ontology annotation, molecular function: protein binding. Bases 53 to 1720 code for a protein of 555 amino acids. NCBI's taxonomy places the organism in Eukaryota, Viridiplantae, Streptophyta, Magnoliopsida, Fabales, Fabaceae. The record is from RefSeq and is a predicted model, not a curated record. The transcript is spliced from 6 exons.
CAAAGGAAACCUAACUUUCCCAUGCUGCUCCAAUUCCACUUCCUCGCCGCAUAUGACGUCUUCACAUCAACCUAUUCCGACGGCUGAUAGAGUCAGCGACCUGCCGGUUACAACUCCGGCUGAUAGAAUCAGUGGCUUGCCGGAUUCAAUUCUCUGUCAUGUACUCUCUUUUCUGUCAACCAAACAUGCUGCAACCACAAGUGUACUCUCAAAGAGAUGGAAACCUCUAUGGCUCUCUGUCUUCACCCUUGAUUUCGACGAUACAGCCUUCAAAUUUUCACCCUCGAGAAUUUUCUCUGCCAUGCACUCGACAUUGCACCAGCGAGACAUCGCCCUACCAAUCCAUUCGUUUCGCUUCAUAUAUCAUCAGUAUUCUCUUUGCUACCAAAAUGAUAUCAAUCUAUUUAUUGAGUUCGUCCGAGAUAGAGGAGUACAAAAUUUCACUCUCAACCUAAUCGUUCCAGUUUGCGGUCCACCAUCAAUUGAAUUACCUCGUAGCAUUCUCAAUUGCGAGACACUAGAAGUUCUUAAGUUGAAGGGCAUUAAGAUUGGAGAUAUUUCUCAUAUGCAGGAUUUACAUCUACCCAAGCUUAAAACUCUCCAUUUGAAAGACGUACUUUUUGAAUGUAAUCAACAACUCUACAAUCUUUUAUUACGAUGCCCGUUUCUACAGGAUUUUGAAUCAAAACACAGUAUCAAUAUCGAAGACAAUAAAAACCUUCAUCUCCUAGAAACUUAUGAGGCCUUACCUAAUUUGAUCAAAGCUAAGUUAAAUGAUGAUCUUAUAAGAUGUCCGUUGAGUAUGCUUCGUAACACAAUCAUUUUGUGUGUAGAUAUGAGUAAGCGUUUAUGUUUCUUCGGCAAUCUUGUCUUGUUACGCACUAUUCCCACGUUUCAAAGAUUGACUCACUUGGAGCUUAACUUUAAAGAUAUCGAUUGGUUCGACAGAUGCAUCUGGUUGUUAGCAAUACUCAAACAGUCUCCCAAACUUCAAAUUCUUAUUAUUCAGGACACUGGAGUUCUAGAAGAGAGGAAUGGCAUAUGCUGGAAAGAUCCCCAAAUUGCUCCAGAAUGUCUUUCAUCAGAACUUAAAACUUGUUGCUUUAAUGGUUACAGAGGCACCGGCUGGGAUUUCAAAUUUGCAAAAUAUAUAAUAGAGAAUUCAAAAGUACUCAACACAAUGACAAUUCACAGUGAACGUUCCAUAGUUUUUGUUUAUUUGUCAUUGUUUCUCAAGUUUGCUAAUGGUGUAUUUUCUCUCUCAGAAACAAAGACUACGAGGUCGUGUUUCAUCAAUCUUGUCUUGUUCCGCAAUACUCCCAUGUUUCAAAUAUUGACUCACUUGGAGAUUAACUUUCAAGGUAUCAAUUGGUAUAGAAGGUGCAUGUGGUUGCUAUCAAUACUCAAACAUUCUCCCAAACUUCAAAAUCUUAUCAUUCAGGAUACCAGUGUUAUGGAAUUGUGGCGUGACAAAUGUUGGGAGGAUCCAGAAAUUGUUCCAAAAUGUCUUUCUUCUAAUGUUAAAACUUUUUGCAUUAGUGGUUACGAAGGCAACAAGUGGGAUUUCAAAUUUGCGAAAUAUAUAAUAGAGAAUUCAAAAGUACUCAACAAUAUGACAAUUCAUAGUAAAUGUUCCAUAGGUAUGAAUAAGGACCAAAUGUUAGAUGAUUUAUCUUCAUGCACAAGGGCCUCUACAACAUGCAAACUCUUAUUUGAUUGA